This is a messenger RNA of Drosophila obscura, 703 nucleotides long. RefSeq lists its product as uncharacterized. Lineage: Eukaryota; Metazoa; Arthropoda; Insecta; Diptera; Drosophilidae. The record is from RefSeq and is a predicted model, not a curated record. The transcript is spliced from 2 exons. The coding region runs from base 123 to 683 and encodes 186 amino acids.
AUAAUACUUCAAUCUUUAGACCUUUGCUUAAUAUAUCUGAACAAAUUUUGUGAAACUCGAAACAUUAUACCACACACCAAAAACAUUUAUACAAACCACUGGGCAGCAUUGUCCGGACGCACAUGAUGAUAAAUUAUCUUGUCUUUGGUAUUACCUGUCUAAUCAGCGUAACGGCGUUUUUGUUCGUGGCGGAGGCAGCAAGUCUGCGAAAUGUUCGUCCACGUCUAACCCUGUCAAUGGCAUCGCAGUCCAGGAGUGCCAUGCAAUCGAUGCGGGAGUUUGCCCUGUAUAUGGGUCCCAAAGGGUUGGCUACUCCCGAGGAGUUGGCUCGACAGCGUGCAAUGGAUUUUCCCUUCGUAUCCGCAGGACAACGCCAACUGUUGGCGGAGGAUGAAGAUUUGCCCUAUGACCUGCGCAGUCAAUUGCCAGAGUUCCAAGCGAAACAACAAAAUGCUGGCCUUCGUCGUGUCAUCAAGUGCAGAAGAAAGGCUGAUGGAUCAGUGGAGAGGGAUGGGAAUAGUGAUGCUGACGGCUUUGGCAGUGAUCCCUCAGACUUUGAGGGUUGUCAUGCCUCAGAUGACGAUUUAUCGGAGACUUCAGGUGCGGCAUAUUGCGAUUUGAUUGCGAUUCGAUAUUUAUUUUCAAUCAUAUCGCUUGUCCCACUAGUCCCACUGCUAUUUUAACUAUUAUAAAUUCUGUUGAA